AUCCAAGCUAUCCUGCAACUCCAAAUACCCUAAAACGUUGCAAUGGAAAAAUCUAAGAAUUUCAGGAUCGAAGCCCUUCUGGCUGCAGAACCACACCGAAGGACCAGAGAAGCAUCACCUGGACUGAGCAGUGACAGCCCGACGGGAAGCCCGGUGUCUUGCAGGGGCGGCGACACUCCGUCCCCCCGCGGGACCCCGGGGGCCAUACACCUCCAAACCGGAAUCAUACCUAAACCAGGGCUGCUCAGUUUUCAACACCCGGGACUCACUUCACUUCCAGGCAUGUACACAACGCCUAUGUACCCCAUUUCAGCUUUGGGAGGUCAGCACCCUGCCUUGGCGUACUCGGGUUUUACGUAUCCGGCGUAUCCGGAGCAGCUGAAGGCAGCGGCGAUGGCCGGAUCUUUACCCCUGGAACACUGGAUACGAGCUGGCAUCAUGGUACCACGACUGCCCGAUUACACCUGUGAGUGGGGUAGCGUUCAGAUGACGUCCCCACAGUCCGGUUUGAUGGGUAAAUGUCGUAGGCCGCGGACAGCAUUCAGCAGUCAACAACUACUGGAGCUGGAAAACCAGUUUAAACUUAACAAGUACCUUUCCAGACCCAAACGCUUUGAAGUGGCCACAUCGCUCAUGCUGACUGAGACACAGGUCAAGAUCUGGUUCCAGAACCGUCGAAUGAAGUGGAAACGUAGUCGGAAGGCUAAAGAACAGGCCACACAGGUCAAGGUCGAAUGUCAGCGCGGGGGAACCAAGAUGACCAAUGAGAGGCCAGGAAGGGAUGGCCGCAGGGCCAUCGCUCAGAGUGUAGAGGAGCACGAGGAAGAGGACGAUCUUGAGGAGGCAGAUGAGGAGGAGGAUGAGGAGGAAAGGCAACACAAAUUCAUAAAUGACAACCUUAAUGUACCACGUUGCACAGACUUUCUGCACCACAUGUCUGCAUUAGGAUGCCACCCUGACAGCCCGUUCUCUGAGGACGACAUGGAGGAGGUGGGAGGAAGUGAUUGAAA
Molecule: messenger RNA, 1010 nt
Organism: Carassius carassius (crucian carp)
Lineage: Eukaryota; Metazoa; Chordata; Actinopteri; Cypriniformes; Cyprinidae
Product: motor neuron and pancreas homeobox 1-like
Exons: 3
Coding region: 43-1008 (321 amino acids)
Biological process (GO): central nervous system development; regulation of DNA-templated transcription; spinal cord motor neuron cell fate specification
Cellular component (GO): nucleus
Molecular function (GO): sequence-specific double-stranded DNA binding; DNA-binding transcription factor activity, RNA polymerase II-specific
Source: RefSeq, a predicted model, not a curated record